This is a messenger RNA of Cladophialophora yegresii CBS 114405, 381 nucleotides long. RefSeq lists its product as uncharacterized. The transcript has a single exon. The record is from RefSeq and is a predicted model, not a curated record. The coding region runs from base 1 to 381 and encodes 126 amino acids. Lineage: Eukaryota; Fungi; Ascomycota; Eurotiomycetes; Chaetothyriales; Herpotrichiellaceae.
AUGUCGGAAAUCAUCGAGGUACGCAGGCCCAAGUCGCCCAGCGCGACCUAUAUUCCCGUUUCGCUGGAUUUGGAUCCUCAAAAGUCGGUCCGCGAGGCGGCGGCAGCGAUUCUGUCCAAUUCUCAGAUCCAGCAAAUCGAUCUCGUGUUCAAGAAUGCUGCCGUUACUUCGAUACCGGAGCGCCAACUAAGCCCUGAAGGCAUCGAAAUGCAAUUUGCAACCAACCAUAUUGGCCACUUCCUCUUCACCAAUCUGAUCAUGCCCAAGAUCCUUGCAGCCGCCAAGUCAAACCCCAAGGGAACCACGCGAAUCAUCAAUCUCUCGUCCCGUGGAACCGUCUACAGUCCCGUUCGCUUUCAGACAUCGACUUUGACAAGAUAA